Molecule: messenger RNA, 2785 nt
Organism: Anneissia japonica
Lineage: Eukaryota; Metazoa; Echinodermata; Crinoidea; Comatulida; Comatulidae
Exons: 2
Coding region: 488-1288 (266 amino acids)
Biological process (GO): regulation of transcription by RNA polymerase II
Cellular component (GO): nucleus
Molecular function (GO): DNA-binding transcription factor activity, RNA polymerase II-specific; RNA polymerase II cis-regulatory region sequence-specific DNA binding
Source: RefSeq, a predicted model, not a curated record
AUUUCGAAAUCAGCUAAAAGAAAAUUAAAGUCCUUGACUCUGAAAGGUAACGUUUUCUAUUUAUGUAUUUCGAAAUAGUACCUUAUGAAAUGGGACGAAUACAUAAACCAUGCUGUAAGUGACGGAAUUGUGUCUGCUGUUACUUUGAUAAUAUCCAUAAACUUCAACCUUGUGGAAAGCAUACACGACAUUGGAAAACAUCGUAAUUCAUAUAGGAGUGAAAACAACAACUUGAAGAAAUUGUUUACUCUCUUCAUAUUUAUGUUUUUACAUAUUUUUAACAUUGGUAUCCGUGAAUAAGGAUUUAUAAGCUUAAACAGGAUCGCACGUGGCUUUAUUUUUGGCCGCACGACGCCGCUAAGGGAGGUACACUUAUGCGAGGAUUUUAUAUUUCCCUCGACGUUGACAUAUAAAGUUAGAUUCAAAUCAUUUGUUUUGACAUCGUCUGCUUUUAUUGCGUCCAAUUCAACUUUCAUCAAUAUCACUCAUGUUAGAAUUCAAAGCUCCAGACACUUCGAGCCAGAGGAUGGAUAACGAUAUUUCUGAACAGGAAGUCCGACAAAUAGAAGCGUUCUUUCUAAGCCUAAAUUGUCAGGUCUACGUUUGUCCUGGUAUCGCUAGCUUGUAUUUCACCACCUUGGAGGGAAUCGCGAAUUUGUCGGGCUGGGAAUUGUCAAUGAAAGGUAUUCCAGCUGUGGUGUACAACAGAGGAAAUCCUGGAUCUAGGCGAGAUAAAGAACUACAGAUAUACCUUGCUGAGAGGGGGACCGGAUUUGUAUUGUGGAAAGACUCAUUGAAUCACCACUCAAAUUACAAAUCACCUUCGAAAAAAUUCCACACACUGGCGUUGUCGGCAGACCCCGGCAAAAUAGCCGGGCUGAGUUUCGAUAAUGAACGCGCCGGGAACGAGCUUCUCCGUACGGUGAACGGAUGGAUUUCAGAUCAAAAUAAUGACGCAAAUCAAAGCAUGCGCAAGGACAAGAGAAAAGAUAUAAAGAGGAAGAGCAAACCCUCAAAAGUACCAAAAACGGAGAUAUCAUCGCCUUGCUGUUUUGAACAUAUCACUAACGUUGACAAGGAUAUGUACAUUCAAAAGUGUAUGGGAAUGGAUAUGGGGCAAACUUUCGAAGAAGAAGAACUCACAAGGAGUAUGGAAACAGACGAAAGCGAAACGAACAGACGUUCUAAAGAUUUGGACUUUCCAAACGCCUACCCAGAAAGCAACUCGACGGAAACCGACUCUGGUCUCGGCGAACCAUUGAAUCUUACAGAUAUGCCUUGUUCUUGAAUAAACUUUGUCAGAGUAAAGAUUUAAAUAUGAUUUGCAUAACUCUGAUUAUGCUGUAUUUUUUCAUGGUUUAGGGGAAGUCACUGAUACAGGCCUAUAAAAACACGGAGAAAUAGUAAUGUUAACGGAUAAAUAAGCAAUAGGCCUAAUUGUAUCAAAAUUGAUUUGUCUAAGCAAUGUUAGUUCAACGUGGGAUUAUUAACUAUAAUUUAGCUAAGCUGCUCGUCACGCCUAUACUGUUACAUCUUUCAUUUUCUAUCAACCGAAGAGGAAGUUGUUAAACGGAUUUUGGCAGUCAGAAAAUAUCCUAGGGAACACAGCUUCCCGCUAUUAAAAUAUCUGCUUGCUUUGAGAGCGACAAAAAUAUGAGAAGUUGGUAUUCCCCAUCGGGUUCAAAAAUGUCAGCAGGCCUAGACCUAUAUCAACGCGGUACUAAAAUGGCGUUCGUAUGUAUCGUUUGCGACCGAGUCAUUUGCGUUGGUGUCAACAUCAAAGUUCGGAGAUGCCUGGUGUUUGAACAAGUUUUGAGUUAUAUGUGUCAGGUGUGAUUUUGAGCAUGAGUUGGGACAGGUGCCACCUAACGAACGACCCCGUGUACGCAUGCGUUGUUGAUCGUCACUCCAUGCACUGCAGUAUAGUAGGGCCAUAUUCAUUACAAUUAGGCCAUAUGUGAACUACAGUGUGAUUACAAUUUGUAUACAAUAGACACUUCUGGAAACUUUCAGUUUAAUAUUUAGGACUAUCAUUUAUAAUAACGUAAGGCAAUUACCGGCACUGUACAUGUUUUUAUACGGAAGGUGAUUUGCAGUUAUUGUAUAAAUCUACAUUUAAAAAUGCUCGUGGGAUAUUCAUUCUAAAGAGGUGGUCAAGAAUUAAUAAUCAUUGACAACUUAUUUCUUUUAUUAGGUAUAUGAAAAUUUAUCCAGAAUUUAUGUUAUCAUUAUUUUGUCGCAACCAACUCAUAACGUUAUUGAAACUACUGUAUAUACAAGCUAGACUGGGUCUGGUUUCGUAAGUACUGUACAAUAAUUUCUCAAAUAACAGGAGUUAGCCUUGAGUUUAGAUAACAGCGUAUGGUUGUACAGAUUUACCAAUCGAGAGGUUCUAACUACUGUUACAGUACAGUAGGCCUAUUAAUUUGGAAACAUUCUUCAAAGUUUAACUAAAGCAUCUAUUCAACCAAUACGUUAGUUCCGUUCUUAAAAAUUAAGUUAAUAUUUGUAAAGUAGGCUACACAGAAGCUCCAUAUGCGUUAGGGAUAGGCCUAUUAUAAUAUACCGUAAGCACAAUUUAUUUGUAAUAGGCCUAUUAUUAAUUGUUAUGCAAUUAUUAUUAUUAUUGUUGUUAUUAUUAUUAUUAAAUUAUUAUUCUCAUCGUUAUUUUUUUAUACUAUAUUAUUAUUUUUAUUAUUAUUGGUAUUAGGCCUAUUAUUUGAGAUUACAAGUUUGUUUCAUUGUUACAAUGCAAGUAAAGUUCUGGGCAAAACCUUCAACAAAA